CUGAUUUGUAAGUCGGAAAGUCUGAGUAGACUGUGUAACCUGCUUCUACCGGACCGUGGAGCAUUAUCUCUUUCUGAAUCUCUUCCACUCUGUCGCUAACGGAGUAAUAGCUUUUAACUACGCAUAAAAACAAUUAUAAUAAUCAUUGGCUGGUCAUUAAAAAAAAAAAAAGAGCUUUUUUUCUUAGCUUUUUUCAUGCUUCUUACGUUUGUGGUGAUCCGACGAGAAGGAACCAGGAUAGGCUGAGUUUGUACACUUCCUUUGGCAUUUGGGUGUCUUUGAUUCUGGUAAGGAGUCGCAGGAUGGCAGCGAUCCUUUGACGUGAUGCGAGCAAGCUGGAAUUUCGUACGGCUGGCAACCCUGAAAAUUGAUAAUCCCAUAUUAGCUCUUAAAUAAUUAGAGGAAUAUGCCGGAAAUAAAAGUACGGAAAUUUACUUGUUGAAAUAGAAAUGGUCUGAAGGUUGAACCACUUACCACGUCAGAUUUGUAGUCUCCUCCAGUAACGAGUCCGUUACUAGCAAAAUACUUCCAUGCUGCAGAAGGAUAUCCUCCGUUACAACCAUCUCCACAGCUUGAGCAGCAGGCCAGCAGUUCCUCUGAAGAGAGUGGCAACGUGAACUUGCCGUUUGUAGCAAUGCAUAACCUGUCUGUGAACGCUCCAGCAGCAGCAACUGCCUGCAAUUAACAAGGGAUAUAACCUCAGAUUACCCAGCAGUAUCAAAGUCACUUUAUAGAGUUGUUCAACCUUAAGGAGAGAAGACAGAUCAGUUUUGCUCCUGUUACAGAGGAUGUUCCGGGGAUUUAUCUGCUGCCAAUGGUAUAUUCCUUUAAAUCAUUGGUCCAUCGCCCAGCGACUGCCUGAUGUACUGGAUGCACUUUCUCAAUCUAGGAGUACAACAGAUCAGGAUGCAGAACCAGCGGGAUGCGCUGAAAAACUAGUUUUAGACCUGGGCAACGCUUCAACAGACAGAAAGAGACAAUUAUUUUGCAGAAUAGUUCCAUUGCAGGUGCCAAUUCGUUUACAUGGAAAAAAGGGAUGUUGUGCCGGUCAAAAAGUAUUGCUAACACAUCGCGGGACAUUACCCCUAGUAGAGGACUUCAUUACUUUUUAAAAGGCAAAAUCAAUUAUUUUUAUUCUAUUUCUUUGAAUAAUUGUUGUUAUAUAUGUACAUAUCGAGUAAUGGACGUUUUGCCUCGUUA
This is a messenger RNA of Nezara viridula (southern green stink bug), 1200 nucleotides long. NCBI's taxonomy places the organism in Eukaryota, Metazoa, Arthropoda, Insecta, Hemiptera, Pentatomidae. The record is from the annotation of a GenBank genome assembly.